AGCAGCGUUUCCUUUCCAGCUGAGCUAAUUUUCAACUCAUGCGUUGCUGUAGAUAGGGCUAGUCUUUGAGCUGUAGAUCUACACCACGUGCUGUGUGUUAUGGUCAUGCUUAUGAAACGGUAGAUAAGGCGCGCGCGCGUGUGUGUGUGUGUGUGUGUGUGUGUGUUAUAUCAGUUAUAUCAGAAGGCAGCAGCAUGUCUUUUUACAGAAACGCGGUUUGGUUUGUGAAAGGUCUGCAGGAAUACACCAGGAGCGGCUAUGAAGCGGCUGCAAAACAUUUCGUAGCUUCCGAUCUGGAGGUCGAUGUAAGCGGCAGGUCUUUUAUCAUCACAGGCGCCAACAGCGGGAUCGGGAAAGCAACCGCCGUGGAAAUAGCUAAACGAGGUGGUACGGUGCACAUGGUGUGUCGGAACAAAGAUCGCGCGGACGAGGCCAGGACACACAUUGUGGAGCAGAGCAAAAAUGAGAACGUGCACGUGCACAUUGUGGACAUGUCGAGCCCCAGAGGAUUGUGGGAGUUUGCCAGCUCGUUCACUCAGAACCACAGCGUGCACGUGCUGAUCAACAAUGCUGGGUGUAUGGUGAAUCAGCGAGAGUUGACCGAGGAUGGCUUGGAGAAAAACUUUGCCACCAACACACUUGGAACGUUCAUCCUGACCACAGCGUUGAUUCCUGUGCUGAAAAAGUCCCAGGACCCAAGAGUGAUCACGGUAUCGUCAGGAGGAAUGCUGGUUCAGAAACUCAACCUUGAUGAUCUGCAGUUUGAAAAAGGCACUUUCGAUGGAACCAUGGCUUACGCACAGAACAAGAGACAGCAAGUGAUAAUGACAGAAGUUUGGGCGCGUCAGCACAAAGAGAUUCAUUUCUCAUCCAUGCACCCGGGCUGGGCCGACACACCAGCGGUGCAGUCGUCCAUGCCGGAUUUUCACGCCAAAAUGAAGAACAAAUUACGCACAGAAGCACAAGGAGCCGACACCGUGGCGUGGUUAGCUGUGGCUGACGCGGCCGCGAAACAUCCCAGCGGCCUCUUCUUCCAAGACAGAACACCAGUGUCCACACACCUGCCUCUGGCCUUCACCAGAUCCUCUGCCUCCGAGGAGGACGAGCUGAUGAACAGGCUGGAGCAACUCAGCGCACAGUUCAAGCCGCGUCUUACUUCAGGACUCUAACCAAAGAACGAACACUCGUCCGGAUGCAAAACCUGAGUCUGUGUUUGUAUGAGCAGUAAUCAGAAAUAUGGAGGUAUGGAAUGUGCCAUCACAAAGCUGUAAUGCUUCCUGGCCCAUUUCUCAAACACUUAAUUCUCACUUAAUUCUACUCGGAUUUAUUUUCCUGUUCAGCACACUGACUUACAGCCUUUAUUAACCAUAAAACUUACUCCAUGUCAAACUUACAAUCUAAUAUGAAGUUGUUUACAUUUCGAGUUAUUGAGUUUAUUGUGAAAAUUAAUCAAACAUAUAUUAAAGUAUAUCUGAAAAUAUAUACAUUAAAAUCAUGUGCUGUUGAAGUACGUAACAGAUUUUUUUUUUCUUUUUUUCACUUAAGAAAUGUAAUAAAUAUUUUAAAAAAAUAAAUAAAUAAA
Messenger RNA from Pangasianodon hypophthalmus (striped catfish), 1582 nucleotides. It is a transcript of the gene dhrs12, whose product is annotated as dehydrogenase/reductase (SDR family) member 12. Bases 195 to 1169 code for a protein of 324 amino acids. The transcript is spliced from 10 exons. Lineage: Eukaryota; Metazoa; Chordata; Actinopteri; Siluriformes; Pangasiidae. The record is from RefSeq and is a predicted model, not a curated record.